AUGAGUGAGAUUGCGACAGAAAAGAAAAUUAUUGAUAGACUAUUAAAGAUUUAUAAAUUGGGUUUAUAUAACACUUUACCACCUUCAAAAGUUUAUGACAUUUAUUUUGAGAACUCUUCAAUUUUAAAUACUUUAAAUUUGAAAUCAAAGACAAAUGAUAUAAGUUAUUACACGUUAAUGGAGUUGCAAUUUUAUAUAUGUUUAAUUAUAGACAAAUCCCAAGAAGCCAAGUUAAUGUUGGAACGACUAAUGGACACAUUUAGUAAUUCCAAUAAUGAAGCAAGACAUCAAAAAUCAUUAGGUUAUUUAAAUAAUAUAUCAAAGAAAAACUACCAUAACAGUAAGAGCUUAAUAAUAUUGAAAAGAAAAAUAUAUUUAUCAAAUAAAAUCAAUCAAAAUAAAUUUUAUAAUACGGCUAAAAAGAGUCCUGGAACUAAGAACAAGAAUGCUAUUCAAAAUAAAAAUUUAUUGCAAGGUCUUUAUUCUCAUUACAUCACUGAUUUAACUAAAUAUCUAGAGAUUAAUUCAUCAGAUUCUGAGGGUUGGAAUGAAUUAUCAGACAUUUAUUAUAAAUUAGGUAAUUAUGAAAAGGCUAUAUAUUGUUUAGAAGAAAUCUUGAUCAAUUUUCCCUUUGCUUAUAAUAUAUAUGCAAAAUUGGCAUCGAUUUAUUUGUCAUUUUCAUAUAAGAUUUUAUUCAAUUAUUCAGCUUCAUCUGGAUUAAAACUGUCUAAUAAUAAUACAUUGAAAAAUUAUCUUAAAUCAAUUGAAUUAUCAGAAUCAUAUUUAAAUGGUUGGUCGGGUAUUUAUUCAUUGACAUCAAUAUCGAAUAUUAAAAACAGAUUAAUUAUAUCUAAAUUUGAAAAUAACGGUGAUUUACAAACAUUUCAAAAAUUAAAUAAGUUGGCUGAUAAGAAAAUCAAUGAAAUCAUUGAAAAAAAACAAUCGAGUAUGGGAGAUAUUGAACUGGCUAAGAAGGUACUAGAAGAUACUAAAGGCACUUCAUAG
Molecule: messenger RNA, 1005 nt
Organism: Ascoidea rubescens DSM 1968
Lineage: Eukaryota; Fungi; Ascomycota; Saccharomycetes; Ascoideales; Ascoideaceae
Gene: EMC2
Product: Emc2p
Exons: 3
Coding region: 1-1005 (334 amino acids)
Biological process (GO): protein folding in endoplasmic reticulum
Cellular component (GO): EMC complex
Molecular function (GO): protein binding
Source: RefSeq, a predicted model, not a curated record